AUGGACUCCAUGUUCGAGGACGACAUCAGCAUCCUGACGCAAGAGGCGCUGGGGCCGGACGAGGACUGGCUCGACAGCCCCAACACCGACCUCUCGGGCGAGAUGUGCUCGGCCUCUCACUUCGCCCUCAUCACCGCCUACGACGACAUCAAGAACCGGCUGACGGGGCUGGAGAGGGAAAACUCCACGCUCAAGCGCCGGCUCAAGAUGUACGAGGUCAAGUACCCACUGAUCGGCGAGUUCGGGGAGGACCACAUCUUCUCCCUCUACGAGGCCAAGGAGACGUCGCUGCUCAAGAGUGAGAAGGCGUCGCUGCAGCAGCAGCUCAACCAGUUCCAGCACGAGCUGCAGAAGAGCAAAGAGCGGGAGGAGCAGCUGGAGGAGAUGAUCCAGGCCUACGAGAAGCUGUGUGUGGAGAAGGCUGACCUGGAGACGGAGCUGGGAGAGAUGCGGGCGCUGGUGGAGACGCAUCUGAGCCGCAUCCGGAGCUUGGAGCAGCAGCUGCGGCAGCGCGACGGUGGCACCUUCCCCGGGCUGGGCGCCCCGCUGCCAGGCCAGGAGGUGCCUUUUCUCGCCCUGCACCCCAACCCCGGCCUGACCCACGUGCUGGAGCGUGCCGGGGGCUGGCAGAGCCGGGGGCUGGAGGCCGAGCUGGAGGCAGCGCGGCAGGAGACCCAGCGCGCCCAGCACCGCGAGGAGCAUCUCAAGGCCGAGUGCGAGCGGCUGCAGGCGGAGCUGAAGCACCUGCAGGACACCCGGGAGCAGGACCAGUCGGAGCGGGAUAUGGCUUGGGUGAAGAAGGUGGGCGAUGACCAGGUGAACCUGGCGCUGGCCUACACUGAGCUGACGGAGGAGCUGUGCCGCCUGAGGAACCUCAGCUCCCUGCAGAGCCAGAUCCUCCGUGCCCUGCUGCAGGAGAAGAGCCUCAGUGGCGGCCAGCGCCACUCCCCGCUGUCCCAGUGCCAUUCCCCAGCCCAGCAGCGCCGCUCGCCCGCCCCGCAGUGCCCCUCGCCCGCUCCGCCGGGGCGUUCGCCAGCACCCCAGUGCCAGUCGCCAGCGCUGCAACGGCGCUCGCCAGGACCCCCCAGCCAGUCGCCAGCCCAGCAGCGUCGCUCGCCAGCCCCCGGCCCCUGCCAGUCCCCUGCCCAGCAGCGCCGGUCCCCGGUACCCCCUUCCAGCCAGUCACCCGCCCAGCAGCGCCGGUCUCCAGCCCCGCCACCCUGCCCGUCCCCGGCCUCGGCGUCACCGCACCGGCUGCCCGGCGAGAGGAUGGAGCUGGGCUAUGCCAAACCCUCCAGCCGCCACAUCAAAGCCGGCUUCCAGGGCCGCCGCAGCUACUCGGAGGUGAGCAACGUGGCCCUGUACCAGCAGAGCCGCUCGCUCUGGCUCCAGCCCGAAGCCUCGACGCUCCCCAAGCACCGGCCCUACGGCGAGGUCUACCUGGGGGGCGCAGGGGCCCCCCUGAGCACCCGCGAGCCUUUUGAGGAGCACAUGCGCUUUGAGAAGCAAUCGUCGGAUGAAGAGGAGUGGGCGCUCCCCAGUCCCCCCAGCCCCGAGGCGGGGGCCAUCCGCUGCGCUUCCUUCUGUGCUGGCUUCCCCAUCCCCGACGCUGACGCCGUGCACCGGACGGCCGCUGCGUACGCCCGGGCAGAGCACGCCCAGUCCUGGCCCUCGAUCAACCUGCUGCUGGAGACGGUGGACUCGGAGGUGCGGAGCUGCCCGCUGUGCCAGCUGGCCUUCCCCAUCGGCUACCCGGACGAUGCCCUGGUGAAGCACAUCGACUCGCACCUGGAGAACAGCAAGAUCUGA
Molecule: messenger RNA, 1809 nt
Organism: Gavia stellata (red-throated loon)
Lineage: Eukaryota; Metazoa; Chordata; Aves; Gaviiformes; Gaviidae
Gene: TBKBP1
Product: TBK1 binding protein 1
Exons: 9
Coding region: 1-1809 (602 amino acids)
Biological process (GO): canonical NF-kappaB signal transduction
Cellular component (GO): cytoplasm
Source: RefSeq, a predicted model, not a curated record